AGCCAUUGGUUCACGCGACGCGCGCUAGGCCAAUCGGCGAUCUCGUUACCGGUGAAGAGCCGAGCCAAAACUUUGUGUAAAACAGAAAACUUACUUUCGUCCUAAAAUAACAACAGCAAAAAGCAAGCUUACGAAUGAAGUGACAAAUGUGUUCUAAGAGUCACACUUCACAAAUGGCUCGGAAUAAAGACAAAUGGAGCUACAGGCACAUCGCAGCAGGGAUGGUCCCGGCCGUUACCAUAGCACCCAGGCCCGCGGUCCCUCUUACUCCACCUCCUCACACCCAAGAACCAUCUCCAGAACAUCCAAAGUCGGCGCUGGCGGCUGCGGUGCUGGUGAGCUCACUUGCUGGGCGUGUGCACGCCAUCCCCACGCGGAACCUGCCCUCAUCGCGGCCUAGCUCCUUCUCUGUCACUGACACGAACAGCUUUCGCUCCAGGAUGCUCGAAUUGCACCAUGAACGUGCAAAUGGAGGCGGCGAUUGCAUGGGGAAUGGAAGGCUGCCCUUGGCAGAGGUGGCCUAUGAACCCAUGUACGAGUCCUGCACGGAGAGACAUGACGGUGCGCACAGCUUAACAGAGGACGGAUGCUCCAGUGAUGUGCUGGGAGAGGACGAGGAAGAGGAGGGGGAAGAAGAGGAGGGGGAAGAAGACGACCAAGCAGAAUCGCUGACUUUCGGAAAAGACUAUGAGCAAAAAACGAAUUAUGCCAGUGUGGAUUGCGAGACUCAAAAGCCGUAUAGUUUAUUAAAGACAAAACCAGUAGAGGGCGCGCCUCUUGGAGAGAGCAGCGACCUCACGGAUGUGACGUCGUUGGACGAAACCGCGCGGCUGUCCUCCCCUCGGCCCCCAAAGCUGCGUUUGCCUUCAGAUGCAGAGUGGAGUCGCAUGGGAAGAAUGCCCAAGAUUUUUUCAGAAGAGGAUAAAGAGGCUGUCUGCUUGUCAGUGGCGAACAGACCAAUGCCUCAUUUGAGUCAGAGUUCAAACAGAGAGAGGAUGCCUGCCUCUAGAAGCCAGUCGUUGAGGGUCAAGGGAGAAAAAUCGACCGAUCAGGUGCUUACACACCCCACAGCGAGCAAGCGGAACCCCACGCUGGCGAUGUUCAAUGAGCUAAAGUCGCGGCUCGACGUGCUCGCGGCCGAAAACCGAUCGCUCACCAGGCAGCUGCGGGUGGCCGGCGACCGCAACCAGUCCCUGGCGACGCACAACGGCACGCUGUUGAGCGAGAACCAGUCGCUGGCGCGGGAACGACAGCAGGAGCAAACAGAUGAGCUGGUGGAGCUGAGGCGUGAAGCCCAGGAGUUGGUGGACGAGAACGACGCGCUGAAGGCAACAAUCCACCGUCUGAGCGCGGAGCUGAGCCGAAUGCAAGCCGAACGAGGGCCGAGGCUCAGAAACAAGGUUACACAAACUGGAGUCAUUCCCAUGUCCGGCUCAACUCCACCUUGGUUGGAAACCCCUACAAUCGAAGCCCAACGUGACAUGGCUUCUGAUGCCGGUGACGCCACCAACCCCCACCCAUCACCUGUGUGGGGGACAGAGACAGACACGCGCUACCUCUCUCCCCUGCUGGCAGCCUACGAGGAGAGACUCGUCGAUAAAGAUGACAUCGUACGUGAGUGCAAGGAGGCACUGCAGACGCUGAAGGAACAAAUGAACGCGGUGGCCAAGGAGAAUGAGCAAUUACACCAAGACUUGGUGACGUCAAAAGCAGCAGCGGGAAAGGAAUGGAAGCUCGUGCAGGAGCAAGGCAGGCUUGUGCUGGAAGAAAACCAGGUCCUCCUGCAGCAGCUCGAUCUGCAAAAAGCCAAGCUCAAAGACUCGCAGGGCACACAUAAGCAGGAAGUGUCAAAGUUGAUGAAGCGGUUGGAGAGGAUGGAGGCGCAAAGGCGAGAGGCGCUGGACCAGCUGACAGACGCGCGGGUGGCCCUGGGGUCCUUGCAGGAGCGCCAGCGACAACUGCAGGAAGCGGAGGAAGUCAAAGUUGGGCGGGAGGAACACCUGGCAGCUAUUUCAGACUUGCAGAGGCGUGCACAGGAGCAACACGAUCACAGCUGCACUCAGCUGCAAGGGUUGCGAGCGCAGCUCACAGCGUGUCAGGAGGACAAGCGCGUGGCGGUACAGGACAAGUGUCGCCUGGAGGCCCGCUUGAGUGUGCUCGAUUCGGAGCUCGAAGCCGCCAAGAAAACCACCAGGCGCUACCAGCGGAGCAUGGCGACGCUAAAGCAGAAGCUCGAGGAAUCGAUGGGAAAAGAGGAUCUGGCUAGCCGGUACCUCAAUAACGUCCUGGGUCUUGCGGAACAAGUCGUCAAGGAGAGGGACGAACUGCAGCUUCUGGCUGAAACCCUGCAGUUGGAGAAGGAGGGAGUCUUGAACAGGGUGCUGGAGGGCAACGCUCAACUUGUUAAACUCCACGAAAAAGUCAAGGUGUACAGGGCGCGUGCGGCACAGGCCAUUGCGGAGGUCGCCGGCCGCUCGCAGGACGCGCAGGCCGGCUGGGCGGGCCGCAGCGAACGCUACGACGGAGAGAUCCGCCACCUGCGCCAGAUGCUGAGCGACAAGCAGGGUGCCGUCGAGACGUUGGCCGGCGAGAAGAGGCAGGUGGAGGCGCAGCUGGAGAUUGUGUGGGAGUCGACGAGCCGCGAGAACGAGCGCAUGCGGCGCACGCUCCGCGAGACCCUGACGACGUCGGUGGGCUCGCCGGGUCAUCGCGUUGGAGCCGACCCCUCCGGCACAGUCGGCCGUCGGGACGCCGACUUGGCCGGCGCCGGCGAUAACCGCUGCCUGAGAUACUACGAUCUCGACACUAGCCGCAGUAACGGCGCCGCCUGCCAUACGGGGGGGCCCUCUCAGAGUCUGGCGAUGGAACUCGCACGGGUGCACUGUUCCGCCGGCGGGAUCUUGAGUUCAAGCGCCGGGGAGGGGUCAAGGCUUUCGGCAACUUGACGGCAAUUUGGGGAAGACAUGGGGCAACAUCGCCCUCUGCUCGCAGACUAAUGCCCACUCCCAGGCUGGUGCUGCCUUCACCUUGUGCUGCUCAGGGAUAGCUGCCCACCAGGGGUCCACUGCUGAUGGGUGCCUUGGAAUGUACUGCAUGGGAGGUGCGGUAGAAAUAUUAAGUGAUGAUGAUAAAGAAUGUCGUUGUUUACCUAUAGCCACAGUGACGUCACCGCCAUCCUUAUAUUUGUGUUUUGUGUGUGGAUCGUCAGGCCGGGUGGCGCAGUGGUUAUAACACUAGAGUUUGAUAUAAUUGGUACCGCAUUGGAGACCAACAGUGGUUUUCCUGUUUAAUGAAUUGGCCCUUACCGGAGGAAUGUGGAAUAUUUCUACACUGGUUCAGGAAAAUCACAGGAGAUAAGCACCUCCUGCCCUCGCUGGCUUCAGCAGCGACAAUUUGACUUUGCGUGCACCCAGUGUAUGAUGGUGUCAUGCCGCUCUACCUUUCCGCACCUCGUAUGACUCCCAUUUUUACAAAAAAAUAUAUAUAUUUGAUUUUCUUUUAGCAGGUUAGGCCCGCCGAGUUUCUUCAAAAGGAUUUAUUCAGGCGUUGCGUGCCUACAAUCGUUAGCUCUGCUGCCGCACAGCGUUUUGUCCAGGCAACUGAACCAAAGCUCGGACUGCGCAGGGAUUGAGUGCGCGAAUCCACCUAAACUUCACCAAACGAGUCCCAUCCACUCACCUUUGGCCUCUUUAACACCUCGUUGAGAAAACUGUCUUCGAAACUUUGAUGUACAUUUCAAUUUUAAAUGACUACGCCGGUGGUGGUUAUGAGUGGCUGGGAGACAGCUGAUGGAGUAUGUCAAUAGCCCAAAUACGUGUAGUUAAGUAUUAUACAGUAUUACUAUUAGGCAUUUUUAGGAUACGGCGAUUCGUGCCUUAAAAUCGUUUCUUACGCUGACGAUACACGCAUCGUAUUGCGCGUGUAAAAAUCUUAUUUUGUUUAAGGGGCCGUCCAUAAAUGACGUCACGCACCUAGGGGGGGUCAGACAUUUGUGACGAUGUGUGACUGGG
This is a messenger RNA of Petromyzon marinus (sea lamprey), 4010 nucleotides long. Its product is annotated as centrosomal protein of 89 kDa-like. Gene Ontology annotation, cellular component: ciliary transition fiber; centriole. The record is from RefSeq and is a predicted model, not a curated record. NCBI's taxonomy places the organism in Eukaryota, Metazoa, Chordata, Hyperoartia, Petromyzontiformes, Petromyzontidae. Gene Ontology annotation, biological process: mitochondrion organization; chemical synaptic transmission; cilium assembly.